Zea mays is the source of this 1502-nucleotide messenger RNA. Its product is annotated as MEK homolog 1. NCBI's taxonomy places the organism in Eukaryota, Viridiplantae, Streptophyta, Magnoliopsida, Poales, Poaceae. Gene Ontology annotation, molecular function: MAP kinase kinase activity; ATP binding. Gene Ontology annotation, biological process: protein phosphorylation; MAPK cascade. The record is from RefSeq and is marked validated. The coding region runs from base 147 to 1214 and encodes 355 amino acids. The transcript is spliced from 8 exons.
CGGCAAGGGUGUCAAGGUCCCGUAAAAUCUGGCUUUUCUCCCUCCCCAUACCCCGCAGUCCCGCACACACACUCGCUUUCUUCGGUUCUUCCUCCUCGAGCAGCCACUUCCGUCUCUAACCCUACAGCGACGACGAGAGCGAGGCCAUGAAGGGGAAGAAGCCGGUCAAGGAGCUCAAGCUCACCGUGCCGGCGCAGGAGACCCCGGUAGACAAGUUCCUGACGGCAAGUGGCACGUUCAAGGAUGGUGAGCUGAGGCUCAAUCAGAGCGGCUUGCGGCUUAUCUCUGAGGAAAACGGGGAUGAAGAUGAAUCUACAAAGCUGAAGGUGGAAGAUGUGCAGUUAUCAAUGGAUGAUCUUGAGAUGAUUCAAGUCAUUGGCAAAGGAAGCGGUGGUGUUGUCCAGCUAGUGAGGCACAAAUGGGUGGGCACAUUAUUUGCCUUAAAGGGUAUUCAAAUGAACAUUCAGGAGUCAGUUCGUAAACAAAUAGUACAGGAGCUCAAAAUAAACCAAGCAACACAGAGCCCUCAUAUAGUUAUGUGCCAUCAAUCUUUUUACCACAAUGGUGUAAUAUAUCUUGUUCUUGAGUACAUGGACCGUGGAUCGCUUGCAGACAUUGUUAAGCAAGUGAAGACUAUUCUGGAGCCAUACCUUGCAGUACUUUGUAAGCAGGUCUUGGAGGGUUUAUUGUAUCUUCAUCAUCAAAGGCACGUGAUUCACAGGGACAUAAAACCAUCUAACUUGUUGGUCAACCGUAAAGGUGAAGUCAAGAUUACCGACUUCGGAGUGAGUGCUGUGCUAGCAAGCUCAAUAGGUCAGCGAGAUACAUUUGUUGGAACCUACAACUAUAUGGCGCCUGAGCGGAUUAGUGGUAGCACUUAUGACUACAAAAGUGACAUAUGGAGUUUGGGCUUAGUUAUACUUGAGUGUGCCAUUGGCCGGUUCCCUUAUAUACCUUCGGAAGGUGAAGGUUGGUUAAGCUUUUAUGAACUUCUGGAGGCCAUUGUCGAUCAGCCACCACCUUCUGCACCUGCAGAUCAGUUCUCUCCAGAAUUCUGCUCAUUUAUCUCCUCUUGCAUACAGAAAGAUCCGGCUCAGAGGAUGUCUGCUUCAGAACUCUUGAAUCACCCUUUUUUGAAGAAGUUCGAGGAUAAGGACUUAAACCUGGGGAUUCUUGUGGAGAACCUGGAACCUCCAAUGAAUAUACCCGAAUAGCCUGUCGUUUUUAGUGAUGAAGCCUUUGUUGUGCCUUCAGGGUUUGGCCUCGAAGCCUCUUGGCAUCUGCUCCUCAACUGCAGCCUCCCUACCUGAAUAUGCUAUAACAUCAUUGUAUGAUUCAAGCCCCUUAUCUGAGCAUAAGAGUAGAGGGAACUAUGCUGCAUUCCGUGUAUGGUCACCUUAUUGUAGCUAUUGUUGCGACGGGCCUUGUGAUUUUGAGUCUUGUUUUAACUUUUGCAGUCUUAUCGGCUGUGGAUUCAAAAUGAACGAACUGAAUAUUCAAAA